This is a messenger RNA of Aplysia californica (California sea hare), 1241 nucleotides long. RefSeq lists its product as uncharacterized. The transcript has 7 exons. Lineage: Eukaryota; Metazoa; Mollusca; Gastropoda; Aplysiida; Aplysiidae. Bases 314 to 838 code for a protein of 174 amino acids. The record is from RefSeq and is a predicted model, not a curated record.
CCUUGCAUAAUACCAGAGACAAAACAGCAAGACUUAUUGAGCUCUUUGGGAUAUUGUGCCCUUAGCUAAACGCGUUGCUAAGCUACAAAUGUGGAGAGCACGACGUUAGCUGACCGUUAUAGCUUAGCUACGUUUAUCAUAUUACGACCCCCGUUGGUAUAAGUUCUUGGCUCAAAGAGGCAAUAUAAGUUUGCCUCACUUUCGUCUUCCACCAGUCCAUUCUAAAGGAAACUGAGAGUAGGAAACCAACUUUUGGUUUGACUGAGUUACAGACAAGCGCACGCGAUUGUUCCUGCUUGUGGAGUGAGUAAAAAUGACGUUUUUGAUUGCGUUGACUCUCUUUUUGAGUUUGGCCAACGUGUCAGUGGCCGACAUUGCAGAACUGUGUGCAGAGGAAAAGCAACUCUUUUGGUCGUGUGGGUCCGUGUUGAAAGAUGCGAUGAUGCACCGCAAAGACGUCGCCUUGAUGUGCAGGGGGUUUGCCUCAUACUUGGACUGUGUGAACGAUAUCAACAUCGUCUGUCCAGAUUACGCGGAUGCCAGUGGGCUUGAUUCCACUCUUAACUACAUGAAAGGAGUUCUGGACUUUGAAUGCCCAGGAACUCGGAGGAGUGAGGGGUGCUCACCAAAGCUCGUAUCACGGCUUAUGGUACGCUGCCAAAACGUUGCCCAAAUUAACAGGGGUGGAUCUAUCUCUGGAGGUUGCAGGAAACUUGGUGCCUACCAAACCUGCUUAUCCGAAGCUGCCGAAGUUUGUGAGGACAGCCCAGCCCUCGACAGUGCAGGCCUGCUGUCGAGUAUAGAGGCUGCCGAGGCAGCUAUUGUUACUCAAUGUUAAUUCAUCGUGACGGAAUAGCCAUAAGUGGGUCACAUCACUUCUACAAAAUGAGGCAUGUACGGGUGCUGCUUUCAGAUGUUUUUACCAAAACUUUGGCUUGUGCACAGCCAGGAAACACCACUACGAUUUUACAGCAGAUUAAUAUUGUUCAUGAGGUGUAUAUAACAAACCUUCCUGUUAGAGGCAAAUGCAACUUCAAGAUCAUACAUUGUUGAGUGAUUAAAAAAGACGAUUGUGCAUGUUAAUAGUUUAUAUUCCCCUCGGCAUAAUAUAAGUUGUCUUUCGAAUAAUAAUAUACGUUUCAUUCUUUCAUGUUUCAGUCACUCUCUUGUCUAUCAAUGUUAAACAAAAGCCAUUUGUGUUUUGUCAAACGACCAAUGAAUAAAUCCUUUGAUCAUUCGUA